Molecule: messenger RNA, 1065 nt
Organism: Coccomyxa subellipsoidea C-169
Lineage: Eukaryota; Viridiplantae; Chlorophyta; Trebouxiophyceae; Coccomyxaceae
Product: Thiamin diphosphate-binding protein
Exons: 8
Coding region: 1-1065 (354 amino acids)
Biological process (GO): response to nutrient; branched-chain amino acid catabolic process
Molecular function (GO): catalytic activity
Source: RefSeq, a predicted model, not a curated record
AUGUAUGAGCGAUGCAAGUAUAGCACCGAUGUGAAGGUCGUGAAGUGGGAUCCACUUAAAGAAAAAUUGUUGAGGCUGCUGGGAAACAAGCAUCCUACCAACCUCUGCUCAGCGGUCAACGACGCCCUGCACAUUGCUUUGGAACAGAAUCCAAGGGCGCUUUGCUUUGGGGAAGAUGUGGGCUUUGGAGGAGUCUUUCGGUGCACAGUGGGCCUCUUUGACCGCUUUGGACGUGACAGGGUGUUCAACACACCCCUGUCAGAACAGGGGAUUGUGGGGUUUGGCAUAGGGACGGCGGCGAUGGGAGCGACGCCGGUGGCGGAGAUCCAAUUUGCAGAUUAUAUCUUCCCGGCCUUUGACCAGAUCGUGAACGAGGCGGCCAAGUACCGGUAUCGUUCCGGGGGGGACUUCCACUGCGGCGGCCUCACCGUGCGUGCCCCCUAUGGUGCGGUCGGCCACGGAGGGCACUACCACUCACAGUCUCCAGAGGCCUUCUUCACACAUGUGCCCGGAAUCAAAGUGGUGGUGCCCAGCGGCCCCAAAGAAGCCAAAGGUCUGCUGCUGGCAUCCAUCCAGGACCCAGACCCGGUGAUUUUUUUAGAGGCCAAGAUGCUCUACAGGACCGUAGUGGAAGACGUGCCGACCGGCAGUUACACAAUCCCCCUGGGGCAGGCCAGAAUUGCGCACUCCGGGGGUGACAUAACCCUCGUCGGCUGGGGCCAGCAGGUUGCCGUGCUGGAGAGGGCGGCUGCGAUGGUGCAGGAAGAGGAUGGCAUAGAGUGCGACAUCAUCGAUUUGAGGACCCUGCUGCCCUGGGACAGAGAUACCAUAGAGGCGUCUGUUAGCAAAACAGGGCGGCUCCUGGUGAGCCAUGAGGCGCCGGUGACCUCCGGCUUUGGCGCAGAAAUAGUGGCUGCAAUUUCCCGGCGCUGUUUUCUUCGGCUAGAGGCCCCACCGGUGCGGGUGUGUGGAUAUGACACACCCUUCCCGCUUGUGUUCGAGCCCCUUUACGUCCCCUCUGCCCAGAGGGUUGCUGAUGCAAUUCGCGAGUCAUGCCACUUCUGA